AUGAGCUGUACACUCAAAUUGUCCUUAGCAUUAUCCUUCGUAAUGUCAAAAAGAAAUUCCCUGAUUGUCCAAUUAGCCUUAAUAGAUUUGAAGAUUCCGAAUGAUCUACAAGACACAUUUUGGUUGACCUGUGAGUUUGCCUACGAGUGCUUAUUAUUAGAUCAGCUGGUUUUCUCAGAAGCUGAAUUGUCCUCUCGCUUAUCGGAAGUUGGUGACAAGCUGCAGUGCUUUGGUCUGUUGCAGUCUGCAUGAUCGCUUCUACCUGUCGAUCAUGGCCUGUCUUUUCACUGCUCACCUGACCAUCCAGGAGUUUUUGGCUGCCCUCCAUCUUGCUACUCUACCCAAUGAGGAGAAAUUGAAGGUUGUAGUCUCAUGCUAAAAGUGGCCGGUUUGACAUGGUGUGGAGAUUUAUGUUUGGUCUUGCUAGUAAACACCAUGGUAGUCGUAGCAAUAAAGUGACCAGUUUGGAUGAUGGUUUCAUGGAUCAAUGUUUGAUGGCUAUACAGCUUAAAAAGUUAGCUUUAUGUCAUGCUGCUUUCGAAGCUUCAGACCCUAGAUUCUCAACAAAAAUUUGGAAAAUGUACGGAAAAAAUCUAUUAGACGGUAAUUUCAGCACUCCUUUUGACUGUGUAGCUUGUUUCUAUGUUCUUCGUCAUGCUGCAAAAUGUGAUGAUAUGGUUAUCAGAAUAUUUUAUUGUGCAUUCGAUGAUAAACUGUUGAAAGAACUAACUGACAUACUUUCCAGUGCGAAUGGUAAACUGCAAGUACAACGAUUAUAUCUUGUACAGACUAAGUUUAAGUUGUCUGAUAAAGGUAUUGCUGAUCUAUUCAAGAGAGCCUCAGCUUCCUUUACAGCCUUACAUGAACUCUCUUUAUGUAACAACAACUUCACUGAAAUCAUGUCGUCAUUCAUGCACACAUCUUGUAUCAGCCUCACAGGACUGGACUUAUCCAAAAAUCCUCUUGGAGGGUCUGACAUACAGUCAUUAGAGACAGCUGUACAGUCUGGUGCUCUUAUCAAUCUGAGGAGACUGGAGCUAUCUAACACCUUAACUGACGAUGCUGAUGUCAAUGGAGCUUUACUGACCAUCCUCUUACAGUCUAUUUCCCUCCACUGUGCUAGACUGGUUGACGUUUACCUCUCUGCUAAUAAUCUUGGUUUACUUGGAUUAGGUUCAGUUGUGGACCACAUUCCAUUAGGAUUAAAUAUGAUAGAUUUAUACUCAUCUCACCACCUCAUUUCACUCUGAGUUUCAGCUCACAGUCAUCUGUGAGAUGUUGAUUGUCCAUCCAAAUACUUUAACUCGAAUGUACAUGAGGGGCUCCAAUUUCAAUGGAACUGCUGGAACUCUCUUACUGGCAAAAUUUCUUCAGGCGUUUAAAUCACUGGAAACACUUAACUGCCUUGAUUGUUCUCUCACCUCUGCCGACAUCAUAAUGCUUAUCCACCAUCUCAAGUCCGCUAAUGUGAUAUGUAUGAAAUUAAAUACGUUGGGUCUCAGCUACAACUCCAUUGAUGAUGGGAGUGAUAGCUCUCACUGAGUGUCUACCAGAGCUAUUCCCUAGACUGGAGGGCUUCAGUGUCAGUUACCUGGGGAAUGGUGUUAAUCUCUAUGAUAAUCCUGUGAGCGAGGAGUUGAUACCCAUGUGCAAUGAACAGUUGGAGAUCAUACGAGAAUCAAGGAAUUCUGCAGUGCUGACUGAGGAGUGGGAGAGAACAUGUUUACCUCCACAAAAUGAAGAGAUGAAUCAUAUUUUCUGUUCUCUUUGGGAUACGCUACUGUCGGAGAUGGUUGACGAGGCUCAAGUAAUAUCUUCAGCUAUUUCCAACGGCAUCCUUUCAUGGUCAGCUGCUAACAAACCAGCGGAAUAUACGUUUAUGAGGUUGUGGAUACAGUGGACACUCCUAGUGAUGUCACUGAUCUAGACACUCUCAUCAAUGAACAGAGCUUCUCUCAAGCAUCACUAGUAGAGAACCACCCCACAGCUAGUGACAAGGCUACUUGUAUUACAGGCUCGCAGUCUACACACAGAACACCUCAACAUACAACAGCCUCCACUGUACUGACUGAUGCCGUACCAUCUGAUGUCACUGAAGAAGGAGAUACCUCACAAAAUUUCCUCACUUCAUAUCCACAUACCAUUCACUCAGGAGCUGGUGGACCGAGGACUGUGACCAUUGAGGAAUUGAAGGAGCGUACAAAACUGACCGACUCUCAACUUGACACUGAAAUUGAAGAGACAGACAUGAUCAUUCUGGCAGAUCACUUUGACAAUAUUGAAACAUAUUUGAACUAACGGAUUCCAAAAAGCAAGAUGUUAUUGAUGAGAAGAUGAGGUACAACACCCAAGCAGCCAUGUCCCUGGCCAUGAAGCUGUGGAAGAGACGCAACCCUGCAGCUGUUACCUACAGAGCUCUGGUGGAGAUUGUGCUGAGUCUGAGAAAGGUCGAUGUCGCUACUAAAGUCUGUGAAUUCCUGGCUCGUAAAUUAAAUCAUCUUCACUCUAACCACGUGCACAAGACGGACAUGCAUGGCUGCAUGUAAUAAAGUGAACAUGAUAAAUAUAAUCGUAACACGGACACUGAGAAUAAUCAUAAAUUAUCAGGUCCAGUCAACUCUGUAGGGGGGAUUAAGGAACAAAUGUAACAGUAUAUGCAUUCAGACUUG
This is a messenger RNA of Halichondria panicea, 2669 nucleotides long. RefSeq lists its product as uncharacterized. The transcript has 7 exons. Lineage: Eukaryota; Metazoa; Porifera; Demospongiae; Suberitida; Halichondriidae. The coding region runs from base 1517 to 1927 and encodes 136 amino acids. The record is from RefSeq and is a predicted model, not a curated record.